UAAGCACCCGCCUCCAACCAAGUUACUGAUUUCUUCCACGUGCUUCCUUCGCCGGCAGGGAUCGGCUGGCUCGGGACUCAGUGAUAAUCUGCCACCAUGCAUCGGAAGAAGGUGGACAAUCGCAUCCGGAUUCUCAUUGAGAAUGGGGUGGCUGAGCGUCAGCGGUCUCUCUUUGUUAUAGUUGGGGAUCGAGGAAAAGAUCAGGUGGUGAUACUCCAUCAUAUGUUGUCCAAAGCAAGUGUGAGGGCUCGACCUUCAGUGUUGUGGUGCUACAAGAAGGAGCUGGGGUUUAGCAGUCAUCGGAAAAAGAGGAUGCGGCAGCUGCAGAAGAAAAUAAAGAAUGGAACUUUGAACAUAAAGCAAGAUGACCCCUUUGAGCUCUUCGUAGCAGCCACAAACAUUCGCUACUGUUACUACAACGAGACCCACAAGAUCCUGGGCAACACGUUCGGCAUGUGUGUCCUGCAGGACUUCGAAGCCUUAACUCCGAACUUGCUGGCCAGGACCGUGGAAACCGUGGAAGGCGGCGGGCUAGUGGUUAUCCUGUUGAGGACAAUGAACUCCCUCAAGCAGCUGUACACAAUGACCAUGGACGUGCACUCCAGGUACAGGACUGAGGCCCAUCAGGAUGUGGUGGGACGAUUCAAUGAGAGGUUUCUCCUCUCCCUGGCCUCCUGUAAGAAGUGCCUUGUCAUCGACGACCAGCUCAACAUCCUGCCCAUCUCCUCCCACGCUGCUGGCAUCGAGGCCCUCCCACCGCAGGCGCCGGACGAGAACCUCAGUCCUUCUGAGCUGGAGCUGCAGGAGUUGAAGGAGAGCCUACAGGACACGCAGCCCGUAGGUGUGCUUGUGGACUGCUGCAAGACCGUCGAUCAGGCAAAGGCUGUCCUGAAGUUCAUUGAAGGGAUUUCAGAGAAGACCCUGAGGAGCACCGUGGCGCUCACAGCCGCCCGAGGCAGAGGGAAGUCCGCAGCCCUGGGCCUGGCCAUUGCCGGGGCCGUGGCGUUUGGGUACUCCAACAUCUUCGUCACCUCCCCGAGCCCUGAUAACCUCCACACUCUGUUUGAAUUUGUAUUUAAAGGGUUCGAUGCUCUCCAGUAUCAGGAGCACCUUGAUUAUGAGAUCAUUCAGUCCCUCAAUCCUGAGUUUAACAAAGCUGUGAUCAGAGUGAACGUGUUCCGGGAGCAUCGGCAGACCAUUCAGUAUAUACAUCCCGCAGAUGCUGUGAAACUGGGCCAGGCUGAACUUGUUGUGAUUGAUGAAGCUGCCGCCAUCCCCCUCCCCCUGGUCAAGAGCCUGCUUGGCCCCUACCUUGUCUUCAUGGCAUCUACCAUCAACGGCUACGAAGGCACUGGCCGGUCGCUGUCCCUCAAGCUGAUCCAGCAGCUCCGUCAGCAGAGUGCCCAGAGCCAAGUCAGCACCACAGCUGAGAACAAGAGCACAACAACAGCCAGGCUGGCUUCAGCACGCACCUUGCAUGAGGUCUCCCUUCAGGAGUCCAUCCGAUAUGCGCCCGGGGACGCGGUGGAAAAGUGGCUCAACGACUUGCUGUGCCUCGACUGCCUCAACAUCACACGCAUUGUGUCGGGCUGCCCCCUGCCUGAAGCCUGUGAGCUCUAUUAUGUCAACAGAGACACCCUGUUCUGCUACCACAAGGCCUCCGAAGUUUUCCUCCAGCGCCUCAUGGCCCUCUACGUGGCUUCCCACUACAAGAACUCCCCCAAUGACCUCCAGAUGCUUUCGGACGCACCUGCACACCACCUCUUCUGCCUUCUACCUCCCGUGCCCCCCACGCAGAAUGCCCUGCCCGAAGUGCUUGCUGUCAUCCAGGUGUGCCUUGAAGGGGAGAUUUCUCGACAGUCUAUCUUGAACAGUUUGUCUCGAGGCAAGAAGGCCUCGGGGGACCUGAUUCCCUGGACAGUAUCUGAGCAGUUUCAGGACCCAGACUUUGGUAGCCUUUCUGGUGGAAGGGUCGUCCGCAUCGCCGUGCACCCGGAUUACCAAGGGAUGGGCUAUGGCAGCCGCGCACUGCAGCUCCUGCAGAUGUACUACGAAGGCCGUUUCCCCUGCCUGGAGGAGAAGCUCCUGGAGACGUCCCAGGAAAUUCACACAGUGAGCAGUGAGGCCGUCAGUUUGUUGGAAGAGGUCGUCACUCCCCGCAAGGACUUGCCUCCUUUACUCCUCAAGCUGAACGAGAGACCAGCUGAGCGCCUGGACUAUCUGGGAGUUUCCUAUGGCCUAACUCCCAGGCUCCUCAAGUUCUGGAAGCGCGCUGGGUUUGUUCCUGUUUAUCUGAGACAGACCCCGAAUGACCUGACCGGGGAACACUCGUGCAUCAUGCUGAAGACGCUGACGGACGAGGACGAGGCAGAGCGGGGAGCCUGGCUGGCGGCCUUCUGGAAAGAUUUCCGUAGGCGGUUCCUGGCCUUGCUGUCCUACCAGUUCAGCACCUUCUCCCCUCCCCUGGCUCUGAAUAUCAUUCAGAACCGGAAUGUGGGGAAGCUGGCGCAGCCAGCCCUGAGCCGGGGGGAGCUGGACUCGCUCUUCCUCCCCUAUGACCUGAAGCGGCUGGAGAUGUACUCACGGAACAUGGUUGACUACCACCUCAUCAUGGACAUGGUGCCUGCCAUCUCCCGCCUGUAUUUCCUGAACCAGCUGGGGGACCUGGCCCUGUCUGCUACUCAGUCAGCUCUCCUCCUGGGGAUUGGCCUGCAACACAAGUCUGUGGAGCAGCUGGAAAAGGAGAUUGAGCUGCCUUCGGGCCAGCUGAUGGGACUGUUCAACCGCAUUAUCCGCAAGGUGGUGAAGCUGUUUAAUGACGUGCAGGAAAAGGCCAUUGAGGAGCAGAUGGUGGCUGUGAAGGAUGUGGUCAUGGAGCCCACCAUGAAGACUCUGAGUGAUGACCUGGAUGAAGCGGCCAAGGAGUUCCAGGAGAAGCACCAAAAGGAAGUAGGCAAGCUGAAGGACAUGGACCUCUCCCAGUACAUCAUCCGUGGGGAUGACGAGGAGUGGAACGAGGUUUUGAAUAAAGCUGGCCAGAAUGCUUCGAUCGUCAGCCUUAAGAGUGACAAGAAAAGGAAGAUGGAUACCCAACAAGAACCAAAACAGAACAAGAAGUCGAAGAAAAGUAGAGAGAUGAGGAACAAGAAAGAUCUGAAAUCAAAGCGGAAGAAGUAGUGAGGGACCUCUCAGAAUGGCCAAGUGCGGUCUAUGAAACAGGAGGCCCCUGCAAACCUGCAGGCCCGACCAUGGCCCUUGGCGGGGCCAGGCUGGCUCCUGAGCGGGUCUGCUCAGAACUUGUGUGGCUGGGCAAACCCCUGGCACUGCCAGGCCUUGCUCCUUUUGGUCCGCACCCUCCUUUCCUGUAAGUUCAUGAUCUCAAGGGCACAACUCAGGGUAUCUUGCAGGAGACAGCGUCAUGGACUUGGCCACACACCCCGGAGCAGCGGGGACUGUGGCCCAUCCCUGUCAGUGCUCUGGGCUUCCUGGCACCUUACACUCUGCCACUCCAGGCUCCAACUCCGUGCUGCCCAAGCCUUUAAUUUAAGUCGCAUAUGACAUCUGAGUCCCUAAGACUAUUUCAUCCGUUUGUGGAAAUGCUGGAACAGGUUCCUUGGCUGGCAGCUGGAGACAGGAGGUGUGGAGAACUUAUUUUUAAUAAAUAACAUUUUGGAAAGAC
Molecule: messenger RNA, 3679 nt
Organism: Ochotona curzoniae (black-lipped pika)
Lineage: Eukaryota; Metazoa; Chordata; Mammalia; Lagomorpha; Ochotonidae
Gene: NAT10
Product: N-acetyltransferase 10
Exons: 29
Coding region: 97-3177 (1026 amino acids)
Biological process (GO): rRNA acetylation involved in maturation of SSU-rRNA
Cellular component (GO): nucleolus; 90S preribosome
Molecular function (GO): 18S rRNA cytidine N-acetyltransferase activity; ATP binding; tRNA binding
Source: RefSeq, a predicted model, not a curated record